AAGAGGACAAGAUGGCAGCCUCCGUGUCUCGUCGACGUGUCCUUUCCAUCUCGAUUUUAGUUGCAUUUUCUUUGUACUCUUUGGUGUUAUGCGGUGAUUCUGGUCAUGGGCAUGCUCAUGAACACGGUCACGCCCAUUCGCACGACGGAGAACACGGCCACAGCCACGAUCACGACGAAAAACCCGGCUUUAAAUAUUCCUCUGAUGCAAAUGUACAGGGUGAUACAAAGUCACAGGUCCACACAGAUCACCAUGAACACCCAAAACCUGGUACCAAACCCAAGGCACCACCAUACAAGAAGUCCAGUUUGGGUAUGAUGUGGUUGGAGGCACUCGGAUCAACCGCGGUGGUGAGCUGUGCGCCGGUCCUUAUUCUUAUCUUCAUUCCCCUGGAAAACGCUCACGAAGGUGGACCCCUGCUGAAAGUUUUAUUAAGUUUUGCCUCCGGUGGACUUCUUGGCGAUGCCUUCCUUCAUCUCAUUCCACACGCGAUUAGCCCUCACAGCCAUGGCGGAGACGAUGGCGGUCACGAGCAUUCGCAUGAUCACCAACAUUCACAUGCUGAUGAAGGGCAUGGACAUGAUCAUUCACAUCAUAUGCGUGUAGGACUCUGGGUCUUAGCUGGAAUAAUUGCUUUCCUUUGUGUUGAGAAAUUCGUACGCUAUGUCAAAGGUAGCCACGGACAUGGUCAUUCACACGCCAUCAAACCAAAAGAAACAAAGAAAAAUAACAAAACGGACGAAGCUGUCCGUAAGAGGAAGAAGUCUGAUGAAGAUAGCUCUGAUGCCGGGAACAAAAAGAAAGGGGAUAAAGUUGCUGCAGUUAAAGAAGAUGUUGAGGAAGAUAUCGCAGUUUCAGGGUACUUGAAUCUUGCUGCAGAUUUUGCCCACAAUUUCACAGAUGGUCUGGCGAUUGGUGCUUCUUACUUGGCCGGGAGGAACAUAGGUAUCAUCACAACGAUAACAAUCUUGCUUCAUGAAGUUCCACACGAAGUCGGAGACUUUGCUAUUCUUGUUCAGUCUGGGUGCUCAAAGAGAAAGGCAAUGUAUCUACAGUUUUCAACAGCUAUUGGAGCAAUGUUAGGAACGGUGUGCAGUUUGCUGGCGGAGGGCAUCGGCGAUGCGGCAGUUGCAUGGAUCUUACCAUUCACGGCUGGUGGUUUCAUCUAUAUUGCGACCGUCUCAGUAAUUCCUGAACUUCUGGAGGAUUCCAAGCCAUGGCAGAGCUUCAAGGAGAUUGCGGCGCUUUUAGUAGGAGUUUUCAUGAUGGUGGUUAUAGGAGAAUUAGAGUAAUUUUGUGCAAUCCUUAUAGUUCCCUUGUUCUAAUCCAUGCAACAGAGCAUCUAAGGUUGGCUUUUGUUGUCCAAUCAUGUUUCAUUUUGUAUCUCCAUAUGUGCUACAUGCAGGUUGUGUCAGGUCAAGUGUUAUGAUUAUAGCCCCAAUACAAGCAGCUCCUGCAGCAUAGCAAACCACAUUAAUGAGUACAGAGGCUAUAAUUGUACUGGGGCUGUACAUGUAAUUGUAUAACACUUUUCCAUACACUCCUCAAUAUAACAAUUUGUAUGGUUUUGGAUGUACAUACUCUUUUAAAGACAGUGUGCUGAAGAAAAAUAACACCAAGGCUUGUCACCAAAUAAAUGAGAGCACUGCCCUGAUGUACAUGUAGGAUCACAGUUUGAGUAAAUUGUCAAGAGUAUUAGAGUCCCCUCCGAUAGUACAUGUAAUUGUGAAUGUAUUUGUUGGUUUGACAGUUGAUAAGUAAAAUGGUGGAAAGCUUGACCCAGGAUGAUCCAGUCGCUGACAUGGUUGUCGAUUCAACAUAAUCGAGAACUGUAAAUGGAAGGAUUACAUGUACUUUUCCCCAGGACUGGUUUUCCCCAUUUUACUUACUUUUAGUUCCCUAUGUACUAAAGUUUAGUGGUGAUGUGGCUUCUAAAUAAACAAUUUUUUUGCUCUAGCUCUUAUUUUUGGUUUGUUUGUUAAAAUGGAUUUGGCAUUUAUGUCUUCUAUUCGAGUCAUAAUAUAAUUUUGCAUGAAUUGUAAUGAAUCUGUUGUUAGGCUUUGGCUGGUAUGGACAAAUUUGAUCAUUGUGAUAUAUUGCUUGCCAACAAAACAAAAUAUGUGAUUUGCAGUCAACAGCCAUGUCAUAAAGACAAUACCACUUGUAUACAUGCUUUGGCUUUAUUAUGUUUAAAGUUGAUCAAGAUGAAAAUGGUUUUGGCCCUUCAGCUAUUUGCACAUUUCUGCAGGUAGAGAAAGGGAUUUACAAAAUCAUUGUCUAUGUAUCCUUUAAAACAUUGUGAAAAAGAUGUCUUGUUUAGCUGGCUCCUUUUACUCAUGUGUAAUGUUAUUUUAUCUGUCCUAGCCAGAGCAGGGUUUAAAAGGUCUGUUGUGUAUGCUUUGUAUACAUUUGUUGUACAUUGUGUAUGUUUAACUGAACAAGAGACUUCAGUAAGUGAAGAAAUAGAAUACUAUUU
Lineus longissimus is the source of this 2476-nucleotide messenger RNA. Its product is annotated as protein catecholamines up-like. The coding region runs from base 12 to 1292 and encodes 426 amino acids. Gene Ontology annotation, biological process: zinc ion transmembrane transport; intracellular zinc ion homeostasis. Lineage: Eukaryota; Metazoa; Nemertea; Pilidiophora; Heteronemertea; Lineidae. The record is from RefSeq and is a predicted model, not a curated record. The transcript has 3 exons. Gene Ontology annotation, molecular function: zinc ion transmembrane transporter activity. Gene Ontology annotation, cellular component: membrane.